Molecule: messenger RNA, 1628 nt
Organism: Polyodon spathula (Mississippi paddlefish)
Lineage: Eukaryota; Metazoa; Chordata; Actinopteri; Acipenseriformes; Polyodontidae
Product: divergent protein kinase domain 2B-like
Exons: 5
Coding region: 123-1430 (435 amino acids)
Source: RefSeq, a predicted model, not a curated record
GCAAUGUUAGUGGUCAGUGUACCAGUGUAUGAAACAGACUGGACACAGUGGAGUGAAGGGGGAUUUUUUCUUUUAAUAAAUUUAAAUAACAAAGCACUGUGAGAGAGAAUCAAACAGGCUUCAUGGGGUUCCAGAGCUGGAGAGCUGAGGCUUUGUGGACGGUUCUGCUGCAGUUUGGGGUUUUAAGUUUGCACUGCUGGGAUAUGAGAGGCACUGUUGCCCUCUCUCCAACUCCAGCAUCCCAAACUCAGCACAAACCGGUCUACAGCUUCGGCAGGAGUAUCCUGGGACUGGAUAAAUGUAAUGCCUGUAUCGGCACAUCCAUUUGCAAGAAAUUCUUCAAGGAAGAAAUAAGGUUUCACAACUGGUUGUCUCCACGUCUGAAGCUGCACCCAAGCUUCAAGAAGAGCUACCCUGGGAACUACACUGACGAUUCAGAGAACUGGAGACCGGUUGUCGUUUCCCGCUUGCUCACAAAAUACAAGCAUGACGUGUCGGACACGAAUAUCUGCGCCUCUGAGGCAAAGGGGGCGACCUGCAGCAUUGAAAACGUGUUGAGGAGCACCAAACGCUUUCAAAAGUGGACAAGCUCGAACUUGCUUACUCCCGACCUGGUGCAGGGGUUAUCCAGUCCCAUGCUGCGAUGCCCAUCUCAGAGGCUCCUGGAUCGCAUAGUGCGCCGUUAUGCUGAGGUGCUGGAUGCAGGGAGCAUGCUAAUGAAGCAUUUCACAGACCGAGAUAAACUGAGACUGCUUUAUACACUCGCUGUCAAUCCGCAUCCUAUAAUGCUACAGAUUUUCCCCGGAACGGAAGGAUGGCCCUUUGUACGAUACUAUGGAUCUUGUGGGAGAAUGAUGGUAUCAACGAGCACCAAACCCAUCAGGCAGUCCUACGGCUCCUCCUCCGAGACCACAGCAGACCUAGCGUAUCAGCUCCUGCAUGUCACCCAGUCUCUGAGAACAAACGGGCUCAACUUCCUUCUGUACUACACCAGGGUCACAGACGACAUGUUUGGCACGUUCGAGGACGGGCGGCUGUUCAUCACAGAUGCCAGCACCAUAGGAGUCAUCGAUAAGCAGGAAGGUCUUCAUCAGACCGAUGACAGGCUACAGGAUUACAGGGAUGUCUUCUCUUGUUUGAGUUUAAACUGCAAGAGCUCUCUACCUUGCCAGACUGUAAGAGAGUCACAAAGCCUGCUCUUAAUCUGCAGGGAUAUUCUUCCAAAACUGCUGCAGCCCAGCCAAAAUCAAAACAAGAACCUGCAAAAUGAAAUGGACAGACUAAUAAGUCUUUGUGGAAACAGUACGCUCUCCGACAGCAGUAUUAUAAAUGCAGCAAAUGCACUGAUGAACCUGCUCCAACCACUGCGCCCUUGUAGUCAGCACUUUACUUACAGAUACCCUGAAUGUAAAUAUAACAAUGCAUUUUGACUUGUGUGGAACACUGGACUGCAGCCUUCAAGCAGGGAUUGUUAAUGUAUUAUAUCACAUGCAACAAUUUAAUAAACGUAACUCUACUAUACUUGUAAUAUAAUAAACUUGUUUUUUGCAAUUAAUGUUCCAGAUAGAGAACAGUGCAAAAAUUGUAUAAAUGGGCCACUGACAAUCAGUGAACAUGAAAUACAUGCC